AAGGGGGCAUACUCGCACAGAUCUGAAAACAACAGCCCCGUCCUAUGCCCAGAGGACAGAUGCUGCCAUCUACUUACGCUGAGAGUAAAGACGGGGAGAGGAAGGAAGGAGGGAAGACUGACUUCUACCUGAUGUAGACGCUGCCCUCACCCCCUCGUCUCCCCUCUCUUUUCGUUCCUCUCAUCCACCCAGCCUGUCUGGAGCCGCAGAGGACUGUCAGCCAGUACAGACGAAGCACCAGAUCAGAGUGCUGGCAGAGCAAGUGUGCCUACAGCUCUGCUACCUGCUCUACCACCCUGCAGGACUCUCCCUCCAACAUGCACAUCAAAAUGCUCUCGCAGACACACAUUCAGGGAACUUUCUCCUGCGCGCACACACUUACAUGCUGACAAGCAGGCAGGCACACCCCCUCCCAUUAUCUGUGCAGCGAGCAGUUCUGCUCAUAUUUGUGUGAGCAGCGAGGGGCUGCAUUUCACUCCUCAGCAGCAGCAGCAACAGCAGCAACAGCAGGACGGGUCCAGAGGAGAGCGGUCAUCACCAGAGAUCACACACCAGCUUCUACAACUGAAGCGUGUGCCAGUGGGACAGCCAUGGAGGACACCCUCACCUGCAGCCAUGCCACCUUCUCCCAGGUGUUUGGACGUCAGGGACAGCUAAUGCAAGCCACCGUCCAGUCUCUGAACAGCCUGAACGACCAGAUUGCUCAGUUCAUGGUGACCCGACCUUGUAGCCUGACGGAAGAGGACGAGGCCUUCAUACCGGGAGAGAGGGAUACCUUGAGGAAGUCCAUGACCCUGAUGAGACACCUGCUCAUGGAUGCUCAGGGGAAAAUCCUUAAAAUGAUGGAAGACAACAAACAGCUGGCACAGAGGAUUGAUGGGGCCAUCCAGUCUGCCAGUCAGGAAGUGACCAACCUCCGCUCCGAGCUCUCUGCCACCAGCCGCAGACUGGCAGAGCUGGGCGCCAGCAGCCCCCCUGCCUUGGAGAACCACCACCAGCACAACCACCACGAUGACAGCCUUCACUACCGGGAUCCAUCAGUGCAUCACAGGCAGAAGACAGUGGUGACAGACAUGUGCUACCCAACAGAGAUAUCCAGCCUCAUGGACUUUGGCACUCCAGACUGCUCGCUAGGCAAAGUGUUGUUGCGUGAGGAGGUGGUCCAGCUUCAGGAGGAGGUCCACCUGCUGAGGCAAAUGAAGGACAUGUUGAGUAAGGACCUGGAGGAGACCCAGGGAGGCUGCUCUGCCAAUCUGCUCUCUGCCACCGAGAUCCGUGUGCAGCUGGGUGACAAGGAGCAGGAGCUGGACCGUGCCAAGGAGGCCUUACAAGCUAUGAAAGCUGAUCGUAAGCGUCUAAAAGUGGAGAAAGCAGACUUGGUGAGUCAGAUGCAGCAGCUGUACACAACACUGGAGAGCAGAGAGGAUCAGCUGAGAGAAUUCAUACGCAACUACGACCAGCACAGAAAGGAAAGCGAGGAUGCAGUGAAAGCCCUGGCGAAAGAGAAGGACAUGCUGGAGAGAGAGAAGUGGGACCUGAGGAGGCAGACCAAAGAAGCCACGGAGCAGGCCAACAUCCUGCGUUCUCAGAUGGACAUGAAGGAGAACAGGAUUAAAGAACUGGAGGCCGAGCUCACCAUGGCGAAGCAGUCUCUGGCCACUCUGACAAAAGAUGUACCCAAACGGCACUCUGUUGCCAUGCCCACAGAGCCUGUGGUGAACGGCAGUCAGGAGUGGGUGAUGCAGGCCGACCUGCCGCUCACCGCCGCCAUCCGCCAGAGCCAGCAGACCCUCUACCACGGACACGUCACGGACAGACAGGCUGUGGUCAGGAUCAGCCCCUGCCACUCUCGUCAGCCCUCUGUGAUCUCUGACGCCUCUGCAGCUGAUGGCGACCGCUCGUCCACACCUAGUGACAUCAACUCACCUCGUCACCGGACCCACUCCCUCUGCAAUUCUAUGGAGGACUUGGAGGACCAGAAGCGUAAGAAGAAGAAGGAGAAGAUGACUCUGGGAUCCCUAUCGCGGGUGUUCGCUCGGGGAAAGCAGCGCAAGUCACUGGACCCCGGCUUGUUUGAUGACUCUGACAGCCUCACACAGCAAAGCCUGUCUGACGGAGAGGAGCAGCUGGACCGCCUCCAGCAGGCGGAGCUCACUCGAAACACAUGCAUGUCACUGUGGAGGGCAGGUGCGGUCCAGGCCUGGCUGGAGGUUGUCAUGGGAAUGCCCAUGUACAUCCGAGCCUGCUCUGAAAACGUCAAAAGUGGCAAGGUGCUGCUAGGCCUGACUGAUGAGGACUUAGAGCUGGGUCUGGGCAUCAGUAAUCCAAUCCAUCGCAGGAAAGUAAGACUGGCCAUUGAGGAUUACAGGAGAGCUGAAGGGGACCAGGGAUUAUCAAAAGCAUCAGAGUUGGACCAUCACUGGGUUGCAACAUCGUGGCUGAGCGACGUUGGGCUGCCUCAGUACUCCCAAACCUUCCAAACUCACUUAGUGGACGGACGAGUGCUGAACUCUUUGAGCCGCAGAGACCUGGAGCGACACCUCAACAUCGGCGACCAGUUCCACCAGACUAGUUUACUUCUGGCAAUCCAGCUCCUGCAGAUGGUCAGCUUUGACAAAGAGGCCCUGCAGGCACGACGGACAAAAUGUGAGCACCAGAACUGGGACCCCAUUGUUUGGACAUGUCACCGAGUGAUGAAGUGGAUCAGAGACAUCGACCUCAAGGAGUUUGCAGAAAAUCUUCAGGGUAAAGGGAUUCAUGGUGCAGUGAUUGCCAUGGACCAGUCCUUUGAUACGGACGCCAUGGCCAAAGCUCUGGGGAUCCCAAGCAACAAACACAUGCUGCAUCGACACCUGUAUGAAGAGAUGAAAUCCCUCGCUGUCACUCUCUGUAAUGCAGAGCAGAGCACUGAGAUCAUCGGUUCUUCUUCACCUGUGGCUGUUAACCGCUUCACUGAUGAGAGGGUGUCUAUGAUAAGAUCAGGAAAGAGUCCACUGAGGUUGCGUGCCAACAGCCAGUCAGUGGAGCGAAGUCUGGGCUUCCACGGCAGCUGUGGCUCUUUGCCCAGAGAGGCCAAAGUGCAGGCUGUUCCCCGCACCAAAGGCAGCCCCAUGCACACCUUCAAGAGUGUUGAAAUCACCAACGUGUGAACCAGUUUACACUGUCACUGUACCAUAGCUGUUUACUACUGAGAGAAACCUACACUCAGCAACGCUGGACUUUAGAGAAGUCGUCUUAAAGGGAUACACCACUUAAAAUGUAUUCAUUCAAACAUAGUUUUAUUUUGACAAAUGUUACAAUAUCAUCUUCUGAAGAGAAACAAAAAAAAUAAUCAUUUUGACCUGAUGAAACUGAUUUUAUGACUAGUCAGUCUUUGAUGUGUGUUUUUUUACACUAAAUGUCCCAAAUGACUUUUAUAUAUUAUUGACGGAAUAAUAUCAUAGAACAGAAAGCUUAAUAAUAACAUAAAAAAUAACUGAAGUGAGUGCUCCUUUGAUGCCUUAUAUCAAAUAGGUCUCAUAGUAUAGUAUCUUUACAGGACUGUUCUCUGUAUUUAUUUGCAAGGUUAUUUUUUAACAUGUUUUUGUUGCUGCACAUGUAAGUAAAUGAGGAAUUAUGUAAAAAGUAUAGGAAAAAAGUUAUUGGAAUAAUCUGUUUUCAUAGUAGAGAUAAAUAUCAACCAGGUCCUUGUUCUUCCUACAGAUGAAUUAUACAGACAAGAAUGUUGAUGAUUUGAGUUGUGGUAUUUCACCGUUUUAAUUUCAGCAACAAAUCCUUAAAGGGGAACUUCGUUUUUUUUUCAACCUGGGGUCUGUGUUCAUAUGUCAUUUCAUACAUGUAAGUGAUGGAGAAAUGAAUUUUCGAC
Messenger RNA from Acanthochromis polyacanthus (spiny chromis), 3865 nucleotides. It is a transcript of the gene kaznb, whose product is annotated as kazrin, periplakin interacting protein b. Gene Ontology annotation, molecular function: protein binding. Lineage: Eukaryota; Metazoa; Chordata; Actinopteri; Pomacentridae. Bases 591 to 3149 code for a protein of 852 amino acids. The transcript is spliced from 18 exons. The record is from RefSeq and is a predicted model, not a curated record.